GCAUACAUGACCCAUUGAUGGUCAUAUUGCCGCAGAACGGCAGACACGAAAUACUUGAGAAGAUCAAAAGGGUCUGUUUCCUCCAAGCGCAGUCACAGAAAUCAUGGAGCUUUCCCCUUCAUCUGCUGUGAUCGCCCAACAAACUUGGGAGCUUGAGAACAACAUCAUCCCCAUGGACUCUCCCACUACCAGCGCCGACCAAGCCUCCGACGCCAUCUUCUACUACGACGAGGCCGCCCAGACCGAAUUCCAGAGAAGCAAGCCUUGGGUUAACGACCCCCACUACUUCAAGCGUGUCAAGAUCUCUGCUCUUGCCCUUCUCAAGAUGGUUGUCCAUGCUCGCUCUGGUGGCACUAUUGAAGUCAUGGGUCUCAUGCAGGGUAAGACCGAUGGCGAUGCCAUCAUCGUCAUGGACGCCUUCGCUUUGCCCGUUGAAGGCACCGAAACUCGUGUCAAUGCCCAAGCCGAUGCCUACGAAUAUAUGGUUGAUUAUUCUCAGACUAACAAGCAGGCUGGGCGUCUGGAAAAUGUUGUUGGAUGGUAUCAUUCUCACCCUGGUUAUGGAUGCUGGCUUUCGGGUAUUGACGUGUCUACACAAAUGCUAAAUCAGCAAUUUCAAGAGCCCUUCCUGGCUGUAGUCAUUGACCCGACAAGGACGGUCUCUGCUGGAAAAGUUGAUAUUGGAGCGUUCAGGACAUACCCAGAAGGUUAUAAGCCUUCAGACGAGCCUGUAUCUGAGUACCAAACCAUCCCGUUAAAUAAGAUUGAAGACUUUGGUGUUCACUGUAAACAGUAUUAUGCUUUGGAUAUCACUUACUUUAAGUCUUCUCUUGAUUCACAUCUCUUGGAUCUUCUAUGGAACAAAUAUUGGGUGAAUACACUUUCAUCUUCUCCGUUAUUGGGUAAUGGAGAAUAUGUUGCUGGACAAAUAUCAGAUCUAGCUGAAAAGCUAGAACAAGCAGAAAAUCAGUUGGCACACCCACGCUUUGGGUCAAUAAUUGGUCCUCCUCAAAAAAAGAAAGGAGAAGAAUCUCCACUUGCUAAGAUUACUCGUGACAGUGCAAAAAUUACUGUAGAGCAAGUACAUGGCCUGAUGUCGCAGGUCAUCAAGGAUAUCCUCUUCAACUCUGUUCGUCAAGCAAACAAAUCUAUCGCGGAAGCAUCUGGCCCUGAACCAAUGAUUGAAAGUUGAUUCUGGCAUCAUGAAGGGGGCAAUGUUAGGGAAUAUAUUACUAUCAACUAGGCAAUCAACAAUAGAGACUCGGUUCUUUUGAGAUGGUGCUGCAUAUAGCACAAGCUCAUCAUACGGUUACCUCAAGCUCAACUUGUGGUUGCAUUGGAAUCCGAUAAUUGCCAUUUACUUGAAA
This is a messenger RNA of Prosopis cineraria, 1367 nucleotides long. Its product is annotated as COP9 signalosome complex subunit 5a-like. Gene Ontology annotation, cellular component: COP9 signalosome; cytoplasm. The coding region runs from base 104 to 1192 and encodes 362 amino acids. Gene Ontology annotation, molecular function: deNEDDylase activity; metallopeptidase activity; protein binding. The record is from RefSeq and is a predicted model, not a curated record. Gene Ontology annotation, biological process: protein deneddylation. The transcript has 7 exons. Lineage: Eukaryota; Viridiplantae; Streptophyta; Magnoliopsida; Fabales; Fabaceae.